Molecule: messenger RNA, 984 nt
Organism: Mesitornis unicolor (brown roatelo)
Lineage: Eukaryota; Metazoa; Chordata; Aves; Mesitornithiformes; Mesitornithidae
Gene: FPGS
Product: folylpolyglutamate synthase
Exons: 10
Biological process (GO): tetrahydrofolylpolyglutamate biosynthetic process
Cellular component (GO): cytosol; mitochondrion; cytoplasm
Molecular function (GO): ATP binding; tetrahydrofolylpolyglutamate synthase activity
Source: RefSeq, a predicted model, not a curated record
AUGCUGCCAGCAUGGGUGGCUAUGGGCAGUGCCGAGGAGACCAAGCCUGAUGGGGACGCUAUCCAGACCCUUAACACCCUGCAGACCAACGCCAGCUACCUGGAGCAGGUGAAGCGGGAGCGCGGUGAUCCUCAGGCCCAGCUGGAAGCCAUGCGGGGCUUUUUGGAGAGGAGCGGGCUGAAGGGGGAGCCACUGGCAUCUCUGGCUUUGUUCUCCCUCGCCCCAACACGGGAGGGCUUAAUGCUGCCAUCUUCCCAGGGCUCGGCGUGUGCCUUCACGGAGUGCAUCCUCCGCAGCUAUGGGCUGAAGACAGGCUUUUACAGCUCCCCUCACCUGGUGCAGGUGCGCGAGCGGAUCCGCAUCAACGGGCAGCCCAUCAGCAAGGAGCUCUUCAGCAAAUACUUCUGGCUCGUCUACAACCGCCUGGAGGAGACCAAGGACCCAGCACACUCCAGCAUGCCGGCGUAUUUCCGCUUCCUCACCAUCAUGGCCUUCCACGUCUUCCUGCAGGAGAAGGUGGACCUGGCGGUGGUGGAGGUUGGCAUUGGCGGUGCCUAUGACUGCACGAACAUCAUCAGGGCGCCAGUGGUGUGUGGGGUCUCCUCCCUGGGCAUCGACCACACCAGCAUCCUGGGAGACACCAUGGAGAAGAUCGCCUGGCAGAAAGGGGGCAUUUUUAAGCCUGGUGUGCCAGCAUUCACCGUGGUGCAGCCAGAGCGGCCACUGGAGGUGCUGAGGGACCGAGCCCAGGAGUUGGAGUGUCCCCUCUACCUCUGCCCAGAGCUGGACGCCUUUGAGGAGGGAUACCGGGCACUGGAGCUGGGGCUGGCGGGCACCCACCAGCGCUCCAACGCUGCCCUGGCCUUGCAGCUGGCACGGACCUGGCUGCAGCGCCGCGGCUGCCAGGGUUUUGGGGAGCUGAAGGAGGUGCUGCCAGGCACUGAGCUGGUGGGGAGGCCGGUGCCGCUCGCGCCCACCUUCCAA